Messenger RNA from Hylaeus volcanicus, 5559 nucleotides. RefSeq names its product solute carrier family 2, facilitated glucose transporter member 8-like. The coding region runs from base 3828 to 5135 and encodes 435 amino acids. Gene Ontology annotation, biological process: transmembrane transport. Gene Ontology annotation, molecular function: transmembrane transporter activity. Lineage: Eukaryota; Metazoa; Arthropoda; Insecta; Hymenoptera; Colletidae. The transcript has 4 exons. The record is from RefSeq and is a predicted model, not a curated record. Gene Ontology annotation, cellular component: membrane.
UCUGUCGGACCGGCUGCCUGUCCGUAGGCGCAAACGUGCCAUCUCCUCGCACAUCAUGUGCUCCUGAUACCAAAAUAUAAAAUUUCCUGAGAAUUUCGAUACGUACCUGGUAUUCCUCGUGCCACUUCCUCGCAUAUCAUGUUCGCCUGAUACCAGAAUAAAAAUUCUAUCUCGAAACUUACCUAUUGUAUCCGGAUCUCAUGAACAGAGAAGAGAUGUGUCAGGGUAAGGAUGGAAAUUAAUAGGAAACAUUCUAGAAAUUGAAGAGAAAUAAAGGGAACUGUCUGGAGCCCUUAGGAGUUGUUAAGAGAUAAUGGAGGGGGAGGUGGGAGGUGUUAGGGGGUGUUUGGAGACGAUAGAGAGUGUUUGAAGGUGUUAUAGGGUGGUAGGAGUUGUUAGUGUGUAUUAGGAGCUGUCAGGAAAUGUCAGGAUGUGUAAAGGAGAUGUUAGAUAGUGUUAGAAGGACGAGACGUGAUUUUUACGAUCUCGAUCUUGAUCAGAAAAAAUGUCGAAACAUGCAUAUCGAUCCCGAAUUUUCGACAGUUCCAAAUGUGCAAACAUUCUCGGAAUAUAUUACUAUAGAAUUGAAUAUCAACACUUGUAAUACACACCUUUAUUUUAUUAGAAACGAUAUACAAUUUUUGCAGUUCUCAGAUUAUACGGGUUUAAUGAUUCCAUUCCAGAAUGCAAGUACAUUACAAAUAGGAUAAUUUUAUAUAAUGCAAGAAAACAACAUUUCAGAAAAUACGUAUUUCGUAGUUUGGUCUGUAGUUUAAAUAUAGAAAUUGUUGUGAAAUUUGACGAACAUUUUCCAAUAAAAAUAUAUCAAUGUUAAUACAUCAUUUAUACAAAUGAAUUUUUCUGUAAACUAAUUAUAUUCCUGCUAAUCUAAAUCUAUUCUCACUUUACACUUCACACUUUAAUAUUCAUUGCUAACCGUAAUUGUUACUAAUAUUUAAUUGAACACUGGAUGAUACUGUAUGUAUCAUAAACGUUUAAUUAUGUCGAAUUAAGUUUUAAUUGUUCCAAUCACAAGAUAUUAAAAUAUAAAAAAAUAUCUCACGACAAGCUGUGUAAUGGGACAUAUUUAUUCUGUUACUACUCACCCAUUUCAUCGCCUCACAGCAUUUUUCACUAUAUAACGUGACAUGAAUUUCGGCUGUUCGAAAAUAAAAAGAUUUUCAAUCUUAAAAACAAAAUUCCCUUUAGUUGCUUCAAGAAAUUGUGCCCUGUAGAGAAUCUCCAACUAUUAAACAAUUCCGAUAAGAAUACUUUGUAAUCGACGAGAAGAUUUACUUUGAGUAGAAUGAGUGGUGCAGGUCAGACUCAUGGAUGCGUUUGAAUAACGCCUUUGGAGUACUAUGCCGAAUAAUAUAUUACUCUUGAGAUACAAUGAAAUGAUAUAUUAUUUCUUUCAUGGUUAUUUCGUUCUUAAAAUGCAAUCACAUGAAAUUGUUUUGGAAAUAAUAAUUACCAACAAACGAAGAUGAUGAUUAAUAUAAUAAUUGAUGAACAAACACACGUUUCGAUAAAUUACAAAUAUACAGUGUGAUCAAGCAGGUUUAUAGUUUAGAAGUACAAUUCAUUGUUAUUUCAUACAUUAAAUUUGCAUCGUGAAACGAAGCAACUGUAAUGGAUAAUAAACGAACGUGAAUUCUUGAUCAAGGGAGUUUUUAAUUAGACCCGCGUGAAUUAUAGAGUGACGAUAACAAUUUACAUUUAUUACAGUAAUUACGAGACCGUUGCAAAAUUAGCGGAUACGCUUAGAUUGCGUAAACCACUGUCUGAUCCACGUGGCUCGUUACUACUGAUGCUGAUCACAUACGAGCCAUUACUACUGGCAGUGAUCAUCUCCCGAUGAUGAUCAGACCGAGAGUACGUGAUACGCGUGCGAUUACGCAAUUUGGAAACGAAUAUUCGUCUGAAAUAUAAACACGAUCAUUUUGUCUACUUUUUAAUACCUUCCGAUGCUUUCAUCCUUAAUAGAUCUUUCCGUAGAUUUUUAUACCGAUUACAACUGACGAAUGUAUUUCGAGAAUCGAGGGCGCUAAUCUUUCAUCGAUAUCGAGGUUGCAAUAUUUAAUCACUCUGGUCUGACCAAUCAUUUAAGUUAAUCAAUGUUUUGAAUCCGAUUAUUCGAUCAUUAAAUACUAAUGAGCUGCAUUGGUCAAAUGUUCUAUAUUGUUUGAUUCAUAAUGCAUGGACCCGAGUGAGACUACAAUUAUUGUUCGUGUUAUUAAUUAAUCAACGGUAGGAACAGUGGAAGAGAACAAGUAAAAUUUUGUUUCAAAUAGAAACAGAGCCGAAACACGAACAAAUCCCGUUUUCGCCACACUGAAAAAUUGUAAAUAAUAAUAAGUAAUAUACUUUAGUUUAUGCACCUUGUCUACGGGUAUUGGAACAGCUUAACGUGGGGAACGAAGUGGCUGAAAAUAAUUAGGGCGCAUUGUUCGACAAGGCUCUAUGGAAUUUCAUCGAACAAAUUGAACGUAAUUGAAAUAACGUCCAACGUGAGACACCGUAUGGUCGCUUGUAGCUCGUAUUAAUUAACAUCCAAGCAAUCAAUGUCGUUACCUACGGCGUAAACUGUGAGUAAACACACAUUGGAUCCUACGAUGCAUGUGACGGGUGUUAUAUAUAUGCUCAUCGUACAUGCACGUAAAAGAUGAUUACUCGUACAUGUUAUUGGUUAACUUAUAUUUCACGUGUACGUUGUACGUAGCCAGACCUCUCGUGAUUCUAGAAAAUGUUUAUAUUCGGUUUCGCUCCUUUACUAAAAAUAAUUGGAAGGGAAUGUAUCAUUCUAUCAUAACGAAUCGGAAUAAUAAAAUUCCCUGGGCAACAAUGACCACUGAAAUAAUUAUUCGUCACAUAAAAAUGUUCUGAAAUACUCGUGACGAUCCGAUGGCAUUCAUGCAAGGAGUAAUUACUCGCCUAUCCGUGUACAGUCGGGGGAAAAAUCGGACAAACUAGUGGCAUAAUGGAAAUGGUUGUUAUUUGGAAAUUAAAUUUUAUUUAAAUUUUAUUUAAAUUUAAUUUUCAAUUUUAUUAUAAUUCCAAUUUUAUCUAAAUGAUUUCAGCAUUGGAAAGGGACGGAAAACGAAGAAAUUGCUUUCUAAGGUAAUGCUAGUAACCACAUGUACCACUUUGGAAUACGAGUAUGAAAUGACGUGCGAUUACGUCAGCGACAGAUUUUUAAAUGACGUGGUUCCACGUCAGGAGUAAUCACCUCCGGAUUUAAAAAUUACGUGGAGCUGCGUCAACGGUCAUGAAUGCGUAAAUAUUGAUAUCAAUUAUCGAUUGAACAAUUUAGAACAAGGUUUGAAAAGAGCACAUGCACGAUCGUCUCUUUGCACAGAUGCCUCGUUAUUUUCUUUAAUGAAUGUUUGCCUCGCAUUCAUAAUACCUCUUCGCGCGAUAAAGACAUUGAACAAAUAAAAAAUACAUGAUAAAUAAAAAUUUAAGUGUGCUACUAAACAUUUUUAUGCUACUAAUUUUAAUUGCACUCUAAUAAUGACCGUUUUCACUUUAAUUUUGUCCCUAACUGUAUAUGUAAUCGGUUAGUCGUGCUCGAACCUCGAAACGCGGUAGCAUUUUCAAGCUUGACGAUUAAAACCUGACGUAGCUCACCUUCUACAGUGUCGUCGAAGAGAGUGUAACGAUAGGACACUUUUAUCGACGUAAUUGUGUGUCACCGUGAUACACCGAUCUGGUGAAGCUUGCGGGAACGUUCUGGCGAUAUCGCGUGGCAGUCGAGACCAUGUCGAAACCGAGGCUCUUCAUGGUGACUUUUGUGGAUAGUGAGCCUGGCCCAGUUAACCGUGGGAAUGUUUCUGGGCUGGACGUCUCCCAUGAUACCGAAAUUGCUGGCAGAGGAUUCGAGCUUCAGGAUCACCGAGGCCGAGGCAUCCUGGACGGUAUCCUUGUUGAAGCUUGGAAUGGCGUUCGGUUGCUUCCUUUCGAUAUUCAUCGUUGACUUCGCUGGCAGAAAGAUAGCGAUACUGCUCGCCAUCAUUCCCACGGUUUCGAGUUGGUUGUUGAUCGUGUGGGGCAGAUCGAUUCUGAACCUGUAUUUGGCACGCGUCAUAGGCGGCACUGCCAGCGGCAUAAUUUUCACGGCAGGCUCCAUGUACGUGACAGAGAUAUCUCCACCCCACGUGCGCGGCGCUUUGGGUAGCUGCUUCGUAUUAAUGGAUUACUGUGGCAGUCUUCUUGGUUACGUACUGGGCUCUUUCACCAGCAUGGAAGAAUACUCAUACGUGGCGAUAUCCCUAUCGAUGCUGCAAUUUCUGAUAUUCAUCUGGUUCCCUGAAACCCCCUACUUCCUCCUGCGCAGGAAGCAUUACGGGGAUGCCAUGGACUCUCUAAUAUUUUUGCGCGGUUCACCUGUCAUCGUCGAGGAAAUGGACUCUAUAAUGAAAUCUGUGGAGUGCGAGCCCAAGAACAGUGGGGUGUUCUCGUCCAUCCUUCACCUGAUCACUCAGCCAGGCGGCAAGAAGGAGAUCCUGAUCGGCGCAUGCAUAAUGACCAUGCAGGCAUUCUCUGGCUCGAUCAUUGUAAUCGGUUACGCCCAAACGCUCUUCGAGUACAUCCACGACGCCGACGUCGAGCUGUCAGGUUCAUACAUGAGCAUCGUUCUGGCGACGGUGCAUCUCAUCUCUUACCUCUUGUGCAUCGGUCAAGUGGAUCGUUUGGGAAGAAGACCUCUGAUGAUCGCCUCCGUCAUCGGGGUUGCCACCUGCAGCUUCUUCUUGGGUAUUUACUUCUGCAUGCAGGAACACUACGUCGACGUCAACAGCCUGCAAUGGGUGGCCUUCGUGGCGGUAUUGUUCUACGCCGCGAGCAUAUCUUUGGGAUUGGCCAGCGUGCCUUUCGUUGUAAUGAAUGAAAUUUUCCCGAUGUACGCGAAAGCAACCUGCGUAAGCCUGUGUUUCUGCUUGAACUCGCUUUGGUCGUUCGCCAUGGUGUGCGUUUGGAGCCUCGUCGCGUUUCAGCACAGUCUGUACGCCGCUUUCUGGCUCGUCACUGGACUCAACGCGUUUGGCAUCUUGUUCUUGAUAUUCUAUCUCCCGGAAACGAAGAGGAUGACCCUAUCGCUGAUACAGGAGAAGAUUGGCAGCUUCGCGAAAAAAUGACGACCGAGAUGCUAACACGAGAUGUAGUUCAAAGGCGUCGAAAGAAAAAUGAAUAAAGAAUUUCAUUCGAGAUAGUUAAACAAGCGACGUCGAGCAAGAAAGACAAUCGGGAUGAUUAACCCGUUAAGCUACAACCACGCGUGAGACUCCUGGUCGAAUAUUCGGUCUAAAACUGACUAUCAUAUUUUGGUCUAAGGCUGUUGAAGUUUAAAUCGUAGCUUGAGAGGUUAAUUCGGGAAUAAAGCACGUACCUACACCUAAUCUAGGAAGUAUUUUUACCAUUUUAUUUGAAAUUUGUUUGUUAUAUCGUUUUACACUUUUCUUAUCCAAGGGACUUUGUAAUAUCAUUUUUCACUUUUCAUUCUUUUGAGCGCAUGGCACGAUCGUUCUGAUGGCGAGUUCAUAAUAAAAAUUAACAGAACAA